Molecule: messenger RNA, 1148 nt
Organism: Heterocephalus glaber (naked mole-rat)
Lineage: Eukaryota; Metazoa; Chordata; Mammalia; Rodentia; Bathyergidae
Source: RefSeq, a predicted model, not a curated record
UACGCUUCUCUUAUUUCUCCAUUAACUUUAGCUUACAGGAGUCUUCCACUUAUUUGGAAAAGAAAAUGUCUUGUGCAAGCAACCAAGUGGACUCCAUGCUCUAGAACAUGUGGGAUGGGAAUAUCUAACAGGGUAACCAAUGAAAACAGCAAUUGUGAAAUGAGAAAAGAGAAAAGACUAUGUUAUAUUCAGCCUUGCAACAGUACUAUGUCAAAGUUAGUAAAGAUUCCCAAAGGAAAAACAUGCCAGCCUACUUUCCAACUGUCCAAAGCCGAAAAAUUUGUCUUUUCUGGAUGCUCAAGCACUCAGAGUUACAAGCCCACUUUUUGUGGAAUAUGCACAGAUAAGAGAUGUUGCAUCCCCAAUAAGUCUAAAAUGAUUACCAUUCAAUUCGAGUGCCCACAUGAAGGGUCAUUUAAGUGGAAGAUGCACUGGAUUACAUCUUGUGUGUGUCAGAGAAACUGCAGAGAACCUGGAGACAUAUUUUCUGAGCUCAAGAUUCUAUAAAACCAAGCACAAGUGUGGGGGGUGGGUUAAGGUUAAUCAAUUAUACCAUGUAACUUAAAAAGUAGUGGUGGCAAAUCUACUUUAUGGAUAUAAAGUACUAAAAAUACUUAGAUGUUCUCCAAUUCCUAUACUUAAGGCAUCAGAAGCUUCUAAAAACGUUUUUCCUAAAAUAUAUAUAUAAAAUUUGAACAACUUAAAACUGAAUUCAUUUCUACAAUAUAUGCUACAAUAAUGUAAUACAGACAUUUGGUAGCAUCCAAGCAUUCAAUACAAUGAAAAAGUUUUAUUAUUUACAGGAAAAUAUUUUAUUUUACAAAACAACUGAGAAAACUUUGUCAAUAUGUUUAAAAACACUUACUAAAUUUUUAAGCUUUAAUCUGUGCCUGGCAAUGUAGCCUAGGCUAUCAGAGGACAAUCACUACAGGGCUAAAAAGAGUCCAGAUGAAUUCUUGAAUAGAAAUAAUAUUACACUAUAAAUGUACUUAUAGUUUUCAUUGCCCAAUCCUAAACAUUAGUUAUGAUUUCUUUAGGGAGAAAAGAAAAUGGAAUUAUUCUGGCUACUGUUAACAGAUAUAAUCUGAAAGUUUUUACACCAAAUACUUUAAAAAACUAAAUUUCCAAGAUAAGGACCAAGAACAAAA